This is a messenger RNA of Clonostachys byssicola, 807 nucleotides long. NCBI's taxonomy places the organism in Eukaryota, Fungi, Ascomycota, Sordariomycetes, Hypocreales, Bionectriaceae. The record is from the annotation of a GenBank genome assembly.
AUGGGUAUACCAAAUCUAUUUCUCCUCGGCCUGGCAGGGCUGGCAGUCGCCAUCCCUUUCGAUCCCCGCCCUGGAGAAGACAAGCCAUCUGUGAGAUCGAGUACAGAAACCUUGAAGUCGCACCUGACCCCCAGAUGGGCCUCUCAAACUCCUGGUGCGAUAUUUGAGGCAAAAGGCCUUGCUCGUAUGCUCAGGUCACAAGGGCUCGGUGAUCUUGUAAAGAACAUAGACAGCGAAGAUAUAAUCCCUGAUAAAUACCAGGUCCAUCUCAAACGUACAUCAAAGCUGAGCCCUUGGGAACAUGCAAAAUGGGCGACGAAUCUCCAAAAGAAUAGCACGACGAAUCCAAAGGGUCUCGAGGGUGUUUCUCCUGAAGCCCCAUCACAAUCAAUUUGCCGCCUGUCAAACUCUGGGAUCUAUUGGGCCGGACUGGGAUAUGCAACUGUAGACCGACUCCGAGAGGACCCAUCUGUCGCUAGUGUCAAUGCUAUUUCAUAUCUUGGCAAUUACACCAACAUGACACUCACACCCAUGGAGGCAUUCAGUCCUGUCAAUCAAUACAUGGUCAUUAUGGAUCCAAGGUCCGGAAUGGACGUUUGGACACAUGCUAAGAACGUCACCGAAUCAUGGAUCAAAAAGAACAAGGACAAGGAUGGCGGACCAUUUGACGGUGUUACCGACUUCUACGAUGACGGAUUCAAGAUUUACAGUGGCUAUUUCGACCCCGAGACCGCGAUACAGAUCGCAGACGAUGACAAUGUCGAGUGGUUUUUCCAAGCCGGGGCGUCACAAGGGACACUUAAUUGA